CUAGGCAUGUACGGAAUCCCAUCCGCCAAUGGGUUUGGUACCGGGGAUCAGACUCCGACGGUUACGAUACCAAUUCGGAUUCUGAAAUGGAUACCGACGAUGCCAAUAAGCCGCCAAGUCCACCUGCAUCACCACCUAUGCCUCCACAGUCCCGUCGGCUCUUUGAUGGGACCAUAUCACCUCUCACACCCUCAUCAUUUGAAGAAAUUCAGUCGUGCCCUUGUCUGGAGUCCAAUUGUAAUUUGUUAAGCAAGCAAAAAUCGUCUUGUGAGCACGCUCGAUUCUCAAAUCAAUACACUUUCGACGCUUCACCAAAACGGCCAAGGGAAGAAGACGAGGACAAGCAGACGGAUAAGACGCCAAGGGGUGAGAAAAGGCUCCGAUUGAUCGAAGGACGAUGUCAAACUUCCGAAGAUACGACCACACACGAUUCGGAACUCGACAUUGAGAUGGAGGAUGCUUUUAAGUCGUUUGCACUAGACACACCAAUGACGAACACAGAAAUGGAGGAAGAUAUUCCAGAUGCAUUCGCUUCCAAGAGGAAGAGAGACACAGCAGCCGAUGAAAAACAUGCUUCCAAGAGAGCCAAAACAGCAGAAUCGCACGCGGCAUUCUAUUCAAAUGAAACGAGAAACAUCGCAAAGAGUGUAGGAAUUCCUCCGGCGAAGACAAACAGGGCAGGAUCAUUCCAGGAUUUGAAUUGCGGGUCUAAGUUUGUCAUGGAAGAGGAACAAGGAAGUCGAUCGAAGGGUACCAGAAAUGCCAGGCUAGAUCAAAGCCCCGAGUCAGAGAGAAAGAGGAAAGGAGAGGAGGAUGGCGGGAUUUGUUCCAAAGGGUACAAAAAAGCCAAAGUGGAAUAUGAAUUGUUGUUCGAAGAAUGGGACGAACAUAUAUAGGAAUGGUAUGGCUCGUUCUGUAUCAGGAACCGGCUUUGUUCCAGAGCGAGAGACAUAAUUAGGGAUUAGAAAAGAUUCGAUAAAGAAGGGAGAUCAAUGCUAGUACUAUGCUUAAGC
This is a messenger RNA of Mollisia scopiformis, 1013 nucleotides long. RefSeq lists its product as uncharacterized. Lineage: Eukaryota; Fungi; Ascomycota; Leotiomycetes; Helotiales; Mollisiaceae. Bases 87 to 896 code for a protein of 269 amino acids. The transcript is spliced from 2 exons. The record is from RefSeq and is a predicted model, not a curated record.